CGAAGAUGGCGGAGCCUCUCCAACCAGAUUGAAACGACCUCAAUAUUUCUACCGUAUUCGUCUCAACAACGACAAAAAUGGAGACCAAAUUAAUACGAAAAGAAACAUUAAUAGUUUUUCUAUAGAGUGGCCCAAUUAUGUCGACUUUAGAGCUUUAUACAAAGGGAGCUAGGGUUUGGAUACCUCAUCCUGACAUAGUAUGGAUCGGAGGAGUCCUUAUCAAAGACAUAGAGGACAAAAUAUUAGAAAUACUGCUUGAGGAUGGACGGGAAAUUGUUAUUGAUACUAGAAAAAGUAAACUACCUCCAUUAAGAAACCCAGAGAUUCUUGUAGCUGAGAAUGACCUUACCACUCUAAGCUACUUGAACGAGCCAGCAGUUUUGUACAAUCUUUCUGUGAGGUUUAUGCAGUCCAACUUGAUAUAUACUUAUUGCGGAAUUGUAUUAGUUGCUAUUAAUCCAUAUACAGAAUUACCUCUCUAUGGACCAGAUAUUAUUGCCGCAUACCGAGGGCAGACCAUGGGUGAUAUGGACCCCCAUAUCUUUGCUGUCGCAGAGGAUGCAUUUUGUUGCAUGUCCAGAGAAGAGAAAAAUCAAUCCAUCAUUGUAAGUGGUGAGAGUGGUGCCGGGAAGACAGUCAGUGCAAAGUAUGCCAUGCGUUACUUUGCCGCAGUGGGCGGAGCAGCAGCAGAAACUCAAAUUGAAAAGAAAGUACUUGCAUCCAAUCCUAUCAUGGAGGCAAUUGGAAAUGCCAAGACCAUAAGAAACGAUAACAGCAGUCGGUUUGGCAAAUACCUGGAAAUAUCCUUCGACAAGCACCAUCACAUAAUGGGUGCGCACAUGAGGACAUACCUGCUGGAGAAAUCCCGCGUCGUAUUCCAAGCACCAGAAGAAAGGAAUUAUCAUAUAUUUUACCAGUUAUGUGCCAUGUCAGAUUUACCAGAAAUGAAGGAUUUAAGACUAGGAGAUCCAGAUGAUUUUAACUACCUCAACCAAGGUGACUGUCCAACGAUAGACAACGUUGAUGAUGCUGAAUGCUUCUACGAGACAAGGGAAGCUAUGGAUCUAGUUGGAAUCCAUCAAGAUGACCAACAAAUGCUAUUUAGGAUACUGGCAGCUCUACUGCAUUUAGGAAAUGUAGAGAUCUUAGAUUAUGGAGAAGAUGAAUGCACAGUAGAGACUGAAGACUUUCAUCUUGCCAUGACGGCAAUACUCCUUGGAAUAGACCAGAAUCAAUUAAGGAAAUGGUUAUGUAAUAGGAAGAUUGUGACUAUUGGAGAAGUGCUGAUCAAACCUCUGAGUCUAAUAGAGGCUAAUUACGGCAGAGAAGCCAUCAGUAAGCACAUCUACUCACAGCUAUUCAAAUGGGUUGUCAUGACGAUCAACAAGACACUUGCCAGCUCGGUCAAGGGUCAUUCAUUUAUUGGGGUUUUAGACAUUUAUGGGUUUGAAACCUUUGAAACUAACAGUUUUGAACAGUUUUGUAUCAAUUAUGCUAAUGAGAAACUACAACAACAGUUUACGCAGCAUGUAUUCAAGCUAGAGCAAGAUGAGUACGUCAGAGAAGAGAUAGAGUGGUCUUUCAUUAAUUUCUAUGACAAUCAACCCUGUAUCGACAUGAUUGAAGCCAAGCUGGGUAUUCUUGAUUUACUGGAUGAAGAAUGUAAGAUGCCAAAAGGAUCAGACGAGAAGUGGGCACAGAAGCUCUACAAACAGCACCUAAAAACAAGCAAACAUUUCUCAAAACCACGGAUGUCGAACAUGGGAUUCAUCGUACAUCACUUUGCAGACAUGGUUGAGUAUGAUACGAAUGGCUUUGUGGAGAAAAACAGGGACACCAUCAAUGAUGAACACUUGUCAUUGCUCAAAGCAAGCGAGUAUGAUUUGGUGGCAGAAGUUGCGCAAUUGGAUAACAUGGAGAUGGUUGGUGAUCUGUUUAUCGAUCACGAGGCGCAGUCGAUGCAAAGGAAGCGAGCUCUGUCACGUCCGGGAAAGCAUGUCUCCAAGUCAAAACGAACGGUGUCGCAGGAGUUCACUAGUUCACUGGGCAAGCUCAUGGACACGUUGAACAGCACUACUCCCCACUACAUCAGGUGCAUCAAACCUAAUGAUUACAAGAAAGCCUUUCAAUAUAGUCCCAAGCGUACUAUACAACAGCUUCGAGCGUGUGGUGUCUUGGAAACCGUUCGGAUCAGUGCGGCAGGAUAUCCUUCUCGGUGGACGUACUCGGAAUUCUUCGCGCGGUACAAGAUGCUGUUGGAAUUUAAGAAAAUUAAUCGAAAGAAACCAAGGGAGACUAUCAGGAUAAUCUUGGAACACUUUAUCAAGGAUCCUGACAAGUUUCAACUUGGAAAAACCAAGAUCUUUUUUCGAGCUGGACAAGUGGCAUACUUGGAGAAACUGCGUUCAGAUAAAUUGUACAUGAGUUGCGUGAUGAUCCAGAAGAAUUUCCGCUGUUGGCGAGAGAAACGUCAUUACGCUAGAAUGAAAAAAGCUGCUAUCAUCAUACAGGCCUGGGUACGAGGAGAUCAAGCAAGGAGACGAGCCCGCRAUCUUCGUCGCAACAAAUCAGCGGUCACCAUCCAGCGAUAUUGGCGAGGUUACCGCUGCCGCAAUGCCUACGAGUACUUCCGGCAUUGCGCAAUCACGAUCCAGGCCUACACGCGCGGUAUGUUCGCGAGGAGGCUGAGGCGACAGUUGUUAUACGACUCCAAAGCUGGCGUCAUUCAACGCUGCUGGCGUGGUUACAAAGGAAGGCAGAAGUAUAGAAACUACUUCAAGAAGAUUAUUUUCUUGCAGUCUUGUGUGAGGCGUAUGAACGCGCGAAAAGAACUCAAAAAGUUAAAGAUCGAGGCCCGUUCAGUCGAACACUACAAGACCCUCACCAAAGGAAUGGAAAUGAAAGUCAUCUCACUACAACAAAGACUGGAUGAAGAGGUCAAGAAGAAGAAGGAAGCCAACCUUGCCGUACAGGAGCUGCAGCAUGUCCGUAAAGACCUUGACGAAGCAAAACAAUGGAAGAUAAGGUGUGAGCAAGCGAACGCCAGGCUGGCUGAGGUCGAGCUGGUGGUCGUAGAACUCAGGGAAGAACUCGCCAAGCUUAAAGAAGAAUAUAAAGAGCUACAGAACAGAACUGACGCAGAAAGAAGCGAGAAAGAUCAGGAAAUCAGUGCACUCACAGAGCAAGUCAAUAAUCUAAGGAAUGAGCUGAACGAAGCAAACAUUAAAGCUGAGUCGGAAGUCAAGUCUCGUGAAGCGAUAAUUGAACAAAGUCUGGAUAAUCAGCGUAAUCAGAUCUUGGGUGAGUUCGAAGCAGAGAGACUGAACCAUCAACGAGUGUUGCGUGACUAUGAUCGUCUUGAACAGCGUUACCAGAACAUCGUUGAAGAACUGGAAAUCGUGCAGACAAGUCCCAAGAAGACGUUCCAUGAUUCUGGUAGAAUUAGCUCGGCGAGCUCAGAAUCAUCACUCGUGGACGACUUAGAAAAGGACAUCCAACAACGCACAAYAGACGAAGACCUCAGUUCCAUCAUUAAUAGAAGUAAACUAGUCAACCGUUUACGAGAAAAAAUAAUGGCUCUUGAAGAUCAAAAUGUUGACUUAAAGAGCCGUUUGAAACAACAGGAUGUUGGCCAUUCAGAGAAGACAUUAACAAAGGCUCCUUCCAUUCACGUCGAGGGAGAACCACUAACAGCUCCUUCAGAAAAACAAGUUGUUGAAUCCGAAAAAUAUAAACAUUUGCAGAAUGAGAGAGAUAAGUUGAAAGAGCAGAAAGAAAAGGCUGAAGCGGAGAAGAAAAAGAUGAAUUCUGAGUUGGACUUGUUGAGGAAACUUGUGAGUCAGAGGAAUAUUGAUAAGGAGGCGGAGUGGGAGAUAAUAGGUGAGAAGAUGAAGGAGAUUACGUCUGAGAAAGACCUACUGGAAAGAGAAAAGAAUCGUCUUCGUGGUGAGUUGAUCAAGAUGUCUUCUGUUGCUAAGCAACUACGUGACCUUGACGAGCUGCUGUCAGCCAACCCUGACGAGAGCGCAUACCUCCUACAGGCCGAUUCUUUGAAAAAAGCGAAUAACGUCCUUCAGAAAGAACUAGAAGAAUUGAUUAAGAAAGAGAAAGAUAUGAAAGAAGCUAACGAGAAACUAUGGCGAGAUAAAGCGAAAUUACAACGGGGUCGAAGUACUAGUAUUCAUGCCAUGGAUAGCAAUUUCCAGCAGGAGGUCACGAGACUCGUGACAGAAAAUGUGGAUCUUCGCGAACAAGUCGAAAGAUUAGAAAAAGAAUUAGAAGAAUACAAAAAGGAACAAGGAGCUCUACAGCCGAUGAGACAGCGAGCUCAAUCAAUGAGAGAAAUGGAACAAAAGAGACGAGCACAGACGCURUGGAGUGGACAGGAACCUCGCGCUGGGAAACUUGUCAUGAGACACGCAGGGCUGCUACGAAGAUCACCCUCGAAAGAUGAGGAUAUGCUUCCACUUCCGCUUCAAGUCAAGCAAAGAAAAGCCACGGGAAUGAUCGAGUUCAAGACCGAAGACGAAGAAAAACUCAUCAAGAACUUGAUCCUCGACAUGAACCCUUCAGCUGUAUCGGACGCCAUCCCUGGCCUGCCCGCGCAUAUAUUAUUCAUGUGUAUAAGGCACGCUGACCACAUCAAUGAUGAUCACCGUAUGCAGAGUCUAUUAAGCAAUUGUAUUAACAGUAUUAGAAAAGUCGUCAAGAAAAACCCCAAUAACUUGGACAUUUUGGCGUUUUGGCUAGCAAACACGUCACGGUUACUGCACGACAUGAAGCAAUACAGCGGAGACAGGGCAUUCCAGAAUCAUAACACCCCGGAACAGAACGAGCACUGCUUGAAGAAUUUCGACUUGACCGAGUACAGACAAGUAUUAAGUGACUUGUCUAUACAUAUCUACCAGGAUCUGGUCAAAGCUAUAUGGGAAGUUGUCCAGGGCAUGCUGGUGCCUGGUAUUCUAGAGUACGAGUCCAUUCCCGGUGUAUCCAGCUCUAAACCCUUUGGAGGAGGAAGAUCACGUCAGAAAGUUGAUAUCACUGUCAAAAGUAUUACUAAAAAGUUAUCUCAAGUUCUUAAUAUUCUCAACGCACAUUGUGUGGAUCCAGAGAUCAUUAAGCAAGUUUUUAGACAGGUGUUUUAUUAUUUUGGUGCCAACCUGAUGAACAAUCUCUUGCUGAGGAAGGACAUGUGUCAUUGGUCGAGAGGAAUGCAAAUCAGAUUUAACCUUAGUCAGCUGGAAGACUGGGUACGAGUGAACCAACUCGAAGGAAGCGGGAUUGUCGAGGCACUCGAGUCCGUAACACAGGCAACCCAACUCCUGCAGGUCAACAAGAAGACCCUAGAAGACGUAGACGCCAUCUGUGAGGUGUGUAAUUCUCUCAACACGCUACAAGUACAGAAGAUUCUUUCCAUGUAUACACCAGCGAACGAGUACGAGGCACGUGUUCCUUCGUCGGUUAUCAAAGCCGUGGUAGAGCGAGGACACAACAAGACUGAACCGAUGUAUCUAAUGAUGGACACGGCGUAUAUGUUUCCCGUAACACUACCUUUUACGCCAUCAGCCGUUUCCUUGGAGACCAUUCAUAUCCCAGAAAACGUUGGUCUAGAGUUUCUUCAAGUUUUGUAGGUUGUGUUGUAAUUCAAUAUAUCUGCUUUACCGGAAGUAGGUUGUAAUUCAAUAUAUCUGCUCUACCGGAAGUGGGUGAUGUUGUGAUUCAUUAUAUCUGCUCUACCGGAAGUGGGUGGUGCGUGGGUUUUGGACCAGAAUUCUUUGCUCGCAUGGAUGGAGUAUCAUUUGUGGCUCUCAGUUCGUGUGGAAUUGAUAGCAUAUUGGAUAAAGAAAAAGCAAAAAGAAUCCAAAGGAUUCCUGAAAUGACCUCGAUUAUCAAAAUGACAUCUUCAUACUAAGUCAAGACAAGCAUCUCGCUGAUAUUGACUUGUUAAUUUCCGGUUCCGGUUAAUUUCCGGCUCCAGUGUAUUUCCGGUUCCGAAUUAUUUCCGGUUCCGAUUUAUUUCCGGUAGAGUUGAUUAAAUAUAGAUAGUAACACUAUGUAUGCCCUGCAUAUUUAGAAAAUAUAGUCAAUAUUAGCCAAUGAAAAGCGAGAAAAACGAACACACCGCCUGUAAGCAAAAAAAAGUUUUAUAUAUUGGUAGUCACACACGAAUGCUUUUUGAUUUCGGCGUUAAAUUCAAUUGAAAAUAUGCUGGAUUUUUUUCUAUUAUUUAAAAACGAUAGUUCUUUGUGAUGAUUGACAGCAAACGACAGCCAUCGAGUUGGUGGUGUUCAAAUAUUGAUUAGGUAUCCUUUAAGCUACGGACACACGGUGCAACAUUGCGAGCAAUGUUGCAUGCAAUUGAUAUUGCGAGCCAUGACACACGAUGCAAUUUGUUGCACGCAACGUUGAUGAAGUAGAAAACUAUCCUACUUCAGCAACAUCACCUGCAAUGUUGCGCGCAAUGUUGCAUCGUGUGUCUGGGCCUUUAUACACCGAAUUGAAUAAUGGAGACCAAUUUGAAUAACUAUUGUUCUGCAAGGACCAGCGACUGACCAGCGACAUGUGUUCACGUGGAAACAUAAAAGCGUUGUUAUUCAAAUUAGUCACCAUAUUUCGAUUUGGGCUAAAAUUCUUCUUUAUAUGCUUGCUUAUGUUCAGGUCGAACGUCAAACUUCACAUGAGCCGAACCUAAUGGAAACAAUGGAUAACAAAACGGUCUUUGAAUUUCAUUAGGUUCGGCUUAUGUGAAGUUCAACGUUCGGAGAUGACGUAGGUAUCAAAGCCUAGGUUUCGUGCAGAAGGCUUGGCUACGUUUCAAAAUGGCCACCAUUAGGACUUUUGACGAUGAAUUUUGAAGACUUCGAUUUGCAUUGAUUUUCUAAUUCUAUUUUCUGCAAAAUAUUUUAUACAAAUAUUGCACGGUAUUUUGACGUAAAUUAUAUUGAAAUUAAGUUCAGGAUUGGUCAAAUAAAUAGACGACCCAGGCAAUGUGCGAGGACUGGACGCGACCGGAAAUGAAGCAAAAUGAAAGUGGGUACCAUUAUUUUAGGUCGAUCUUGGACGAAAGUAGCCUGGGUUGAAAUUUGUUAAGAACCAAUCAAAUGAAAAUGUAGCAAAAAAAAUAGCGACAAGUAGAGGAUGGGGAAUUAUUUGUAUUUACGUAAAUUAUAUAUAAUAAGAACGAUUAAAAUAAUUAGACGAUAAAUUGGGGGGAAUAGAUAAGCUUAUAUUUAUGCAAAUGAAUAUCUGUAUUUUGAUUGGACAGUGAUUAUGACGUCAAUACAUUACCAGAAUGUUUUGCAUGAUGCCUCACUUAAUUUUGGUUCAUGAAAUCAUUACUGUAGUAUCUUGACUUUCAUUGGGCAGUUUAAUAGGUGACGUCAUUAUUGACCACUUUAGAAAUGAGUUGAGGACUCGUAACGAGUUUUGAGAAUCAACAUAGUUGAAUAAACACCAUAACAAGAAAGAGUA
Molecule: messenger RNA, 7470 nt
Organism: Actinia tenebrosa (Australian red waratah sea anemone)
Lineage: Eukaryota; Metazoa; Cnidaria; Anthozoa; Actiniaria; Actiniidae
Product: unconventional myosin-Va
Biological process (GO): actin filament organization
Cellular component (GO): membrane; actin cytoskeleton; cytoplasm
Molecular function (GO): actin filament binding; ATP binding; microfilament motor activity
Source: RefSeq, a predicted model, not a curated record